UCUAAUGACCAGAGAUGACAAACACUGUUUAAAAAGUAGGUUUGUCUGUGGAGUCCUCCCCUCACAGGUUUAUUUAGGCCUAGCAGCGAGGACCCCAACCCAUAAUCCUCCUGCAGACACACCUGUAGAGGAGAGUAUAAAGAGCCUGGCCUGAAGUGAGUCACACAUCCAGCUUCACAGAGUCUCUCCACAGCAGCUCUCCUCUGAAGCUCCACAGCCUCCAGACCGACCCUGAAGAUGACUCCCUCUGCCAGCCUGCUGCUGCUGCUGCUGCUGCUCGGCCUCUGUCAGGCACAUCCUCUCCAGGAGGAAGGAGGCCAAGAAGAAGAAGAAGUCCCAGACACCAUGGACAUCACCACCAGGAUUCUCACCUCCAACAACGCCACCGAUGAGAUGCUGCUGGAAGGAGACCUGCUGGCUCCCAAAACCAGAAACGCCAUGACGUGCUGGUCCCAGAGCUGCCUGUGGAGGAAAGCUUCCAACGGCUUGGUGAUGAUCCCCUUCACCAUGAGCGCUGAGUUCAGCAGCUGGGAGAGGCAGACCAUCGACAGAGGAAUGAAGGCCUUCCACAGCAGCACCUGCAUCCGCUUCGUCCCCCGUCAGAACGAGUACGACUACAUCAGCGUGGAGAACAGAGGCGGAUGUUUCUCCGCUCUGGGCAGAACUGGAGGCAGACAGGUGCUCUCUCUCAACAAGCAGGGCUGCCUCUACCACGGCAUCAUCCAGCACGAGAUCAACCACGCUCUGGGCUUCCAGCACGAACAGACCAGGAGCGACCGCGACUACUACGUCAGGAUCAACUGGGAGAACAUCGACCCCAACAUGGCCUACAACUUCUACAAGAAGAACACCAACAACCUCAACACCCCCUACGACUACUCCUCCAUCAUGCACUACGGAAGAACGGCUUUCUCCAUCCAGUACGGCAGGGACUCCAUCACCCCCAUCCCCAACGCCAACGUGCAGAUCGGCCAGAGGCAGGGCAUGUCCUACUGGGACAUCGUGAGGAUCAACCUGCUCUACGGCUGCUGAGAAUAAUGCUGAUGCUGUUCUGAAGCUGCUACAACCUGUGACAUCAAUGUUAACAUGUUGUUUCUUUCACCGUCUGACUUCAAAUGUUCACACAACAGAAAAUGGUCGCUAAUAAAGCUGAUGCAAAAUGAC
Acanthopagrus latus (yellowfin seabream) is the source of this 1164-nucleotide messenger RNA. Its product is annotated as high choriolytic enzyme 1-like. The transcript has a single exon. Bases 238 to 1032 code for a protein of 264 amino acids. NCBI's taxonomy places the organism in Eukaryota, Metazoa, Chordata, Actinopteri, Spariformes, Sparidae. The record is from RefSeq and is a predicted model, not a curated record. Gene Ontology annotation, molecular function: zinc ion binding; metalloendopeptidase activity. Gene Ontology annotation, biological process: proteolysis.